AUGAGUGAAGAUAAAACUCUAACAAAAAUUCCUCACUUCGACGGUCACUAUGAUCAUUGGAGUGAACUGAUGGAAAAUUUGCUUAGAGCAAAGGGUCUGUGGAGUUUAGUGGAAAUUGGUUUUACAGAACCAAUAGAAGGAACGAUACUAACUGAGGCACAACGGGAGCAGUUCGAUGAUGCUAGACUCAAAGAUCACCAAGUCAAGCAUUACCUCUUUCAAGCGAUUGAUCGAACUGUCUUUAAGCAAAUCUUGGACCGUCGCACAGCCAAGAGUGUUUGGGACUCACUGAAACGGAAGUUUGGUGGGAAUCUAAAGGUGAAGAAAUCUCUUCUUAAUGCACUAAGGAGAGAGUUUGAGGUUCUAGAGAUGAAGAAUGAUGAAACCAUCACUGAUUACUUUGCAAGAGUAAUGAUGGUCUCCAAUAAGAUGAGGAGCAAUGGAGAAGAAAUGCCAGACAAGAAAAUUGUAGAGAAAAUCCUACGCACUCUAACUGACAAAUUUACAUAUGUUGUAGUGUCCAUCGAAGAAUCAAAGGAUAGUGAUACUAUGUCCAUUGAUGAGUUACAGAGUUCGUUAGUGGUGCAUGAACAGAAAUUUCGACGUCCUAGCAACAAUGAUGAGGAUCAAGUGCUGAAUGUUAUAGGUCGAUCAAGUACAAAUAACAGAGGAAGAGGAACUUAG
Hevea brasiliensis (rubber tree) is the source of this 684-nucleotide messenger RNA. RefSeq lists its product as uncharacterized. NCBI's taxonomy places the organism in Eukaryota, Viridiplantae, Streptophyta, Magnoliopsida, Malpighiales, Euphorbiaceae. Bases 1 to 684 code for a protein of 227 amino acids. The record is from RefSeq and is a predicted model, not a curated record. The transcript has a single exon.